Magnusiomyces paraingens is the source of this 1863-nucleotide messenger RNA. RefSeq lists its product as uncharacterized. Lineage: Eukaryota; Fungi; Ascomycota; Dipodascomycetes; Dipodascales; Dipodascaceae. The transcript has a single exon. Gene Ontology annotation, molecular function: protein binding; calcium channel activity. Gene Ontology annotation, biological process: calcium ion import across plasma membrane. The record is from RefSeq and is a predicted model, not a curated record. Bases 1 to 1863 code for a protein of 620 amino acids.
AUGCUCAGACCGGUUCCGGCACUUACUCUUUUUUGGGUAACGGCUCUGGCUUUGGUGUUCCCGGCGGUGGUGGCUCCUGCGCAGGCGCUAGAUGGGACCAGAAACAACCCUCCCACCAUUAACCUACAAAACCUUAACCCAGGUCUUCUUCUUGAGGACGAACCGUUAAAACCAGGGUACUAUGCUGCCGCUGUUGAUCGGGUGCAAUUAUUGCCACGGGUAGUCAAAGACUCUGAUGACUCUAAAAAGGACUCUGACGGUGACUCUGACUCUGACUCGGACAAUGACUCGGACAAUAACUCCAAGGGGAUCCUAGACCCUCCAAGUAAAAGCGUUGCAUCGCUAUCGUCGGCUACCGAUCUGCCAAACAACACUGUUUUGCAGGGAGAACUUUCACCAGGCGACUACCAUGUUUAUCAUCUUACCAACGUGUCGAGUGCUGCUCAGACAGCCUUUUUCACGGCCAACCUGUGCUCAGCGCCUGCCGGGGACACAGGAAACAUUAGCAACUCAGUACAGAUCCAAGUGGCUGCCUCACUAACGGACCUGACAUCUGCAAAAAGUGCAGGUUCUGCCAACUACACGGCGGUGUCGCUAGACUCGGAUGUUAUGGAGAACCCAGACUCGGAUGACUAUUUGACAGUGUCAUCUGGGGUGAUUAGCUGGUACACUGGGUUUUAUAUGGGAUUCUCCAACUUGACUGUUUUGGCAACAAAUAUAAGUUCGCUGUACAUCAUGAUACGAGCCGGAGACAAUAUCAAGAAUAUUUCAAGCAGUGACUCGUGGACGUACCAGCUAGGAGCGUCGACAGCGGGCCCGUUGCACGAGUACUCGAGCGGACCCAACUUGUACCUUGUGGAUACGGACUUUGCACACGCGCUGCUGGUGACGGACGGGAUGACAGACCAGAAGGAGGGCUACGAGAACAUGACAUUUUACGAGGACUUGGAUACAUACUAUGACAUUCAUGUGUUUGUUAAGUCAGCGGGUGAUGCGCUGGCGACUCGGCUUGGGGGGUCUUACUGUGCAAUGAGCAGCGCACCAAGCCAGCUACUAAAUCGUGGUAACGCGGACAUUUCAGUGACUACAAGAGGCAAUCCAGCAGUGCCUAAGCUGCAAUACUUUAUGAGUGGUCUUAACAUGUCGACUGACUACAGCGUGUUUUUGACGCGUGCGGCUAACCCUGAUUCAGAGAUGGGAGCAGGCAGUAAUGGAGGAACAGCAUUCCCUGGGGUUUCGAUGAGAACAAAUGCAGAGCAAAACUGUCAGAUUGUGUACGAUCUUGAGUUUUGUUCAGAUGUGGCAUAUGCGGUGCCAGGGAAUGCCUCUGCGUUUACUCCGCUGGAGCUCGGAGAGGUUUAUGAUGCAAAGGCAAGUGGAUGGUACGGGAACUUUAACAAGUCGUUGCAGCAGGUAUCGUGCGAUAUACGGACGAUGGAGCAAUAUUCGAUUCUACGGACGUGUGAGGAUUGUGCAACGUCGUAUCGGCAGUGGCUGUGUUCGGUUACGAUUCCAAGGUGCAUGGAUGCAACAUCUCCUGGGGAUUACUUGACGUUGCGUGCGGUGAAUUCAUCGCGGGCCUCAUUUAUCGAUGAAAUUAUCCGGCCAGGGCCUUAUAAGGAGCUGUUACCAUGUAUUGGCAUGUGCGAUGCACUAGUACAGGACUGUCCUGCUAGCAUGGGGUUUGCGUGUCCCAAGGUUGGACAGAUUGGGUUUGAAGGGUACUACAUGUCAAAGGCGAACGACGGGUCAGUGCAGUGCAAUUUCCCUGGGGCCGUGUACCGGACGAGUGGUGGGGUUCGGAUUAGAAGUUCUGUAUGGGGGUAUCUUGUUAUUUUGUUUGUAUGUUUGAGUAUCUUAUAG